Myzus persicae (green peach aphid) is the source of this 2868-nucleotide messenger RNA. RefSeq names its product retinoic acid receptor RXR-alpha-A-like. The coding region runs from base 551 to 1792 and encodes 413 amino acids. The transcript is spliced from 8 exons. Gene Ontology annotation, molecular function: RNA polymerase II cis-regulatory region sequence-specific DNA binding; nuclear steroid receptor activity; nuclear receptor activity. The record is from RefSeq and is a predicted model, not a curated record. Gene Ontology annotation, biological process: anatomical structure development; positive regulation of transcription by RNA polymerase II; cellular response to ecdysone. Lineage: Eukaryota; Metazoa; Arthropoda; Insecta; Hemiptera; Aphididae. Gene Ontology annotation, cellular component: nucleus; activator ecdysone receptor complex.
GUGAGUGAGUGCGUACAACUUAGGUUUUCGGACCGUCUGUCGUCGGGCCCGCCGAAGACGCCGCCGCCGCCGCUGCUUCGGUUUACCGCAACACAGAAGGGAAAAUAAUUUCCCAUCGAUCGUUAUUCGUUUUCGACGUGCGAGACUUGUUCGGGGCUUCGGGUGCGUAAGACCAAAACGCUCAAUGACCUAGUUCAUCAACCUUGGCACAUCGACGGCGUUAUCUGUUUUCUUGUGUGUGUUUUCCUAAGCGCGCGCGCGCUCGUCCGGCCGUCCGCUCUCCCCCCGUCCAUUCCAAAACAAUAAUAAUAAUAAUAAUAAUAGUAAUAAUAAUAGUAAUAGUAAUAAUAAUAAUAAUAAUAAUAAAAAUAAUAAUAAUAAUAAUAAUAUUGUUUCGACUUCAUAAUAAUAUUGUUUUACAUCCGCGCACGGCCGAUAAGAACUCCGGGACAGCGAUACCCUUGUCUCCGGGGACAUCAUCCAAGCACCACUCAGCAGCCUGUCAUUGUCACCCCUGUCACCUGGCUACCGUAAUCUCCAUUGAUCGACCAUGGACGGCACCGAACGAGGAUUAAGAUUGGACAAUAAUCUGUCUCUGAGUUCAAUGGGUCCUCAGUCGCCCCUAGACCUCAAACCUGACACGGCAACUUUAAUGGUUAAUUUCAGUCCUCCGGGAGCUCCUCUAAGUCCUGCAGGAUUAUACAGCGUCGAUCGGAACAGUAUGAUGAAUAAUUCUUGCAACGUACAAGACUCUCCGAAUUACCCGCCCAACCAUCCACUCAGCGGUUCGAAACAUCUGUGCUCCAUAUGCGGCGAUCGCGCCAGUGGAAAACAUUACGGAGUCUACAGCUGCGAGGGGUGCAAAGGGUUCUUCAAACGCACAGUGAGGAAAAAUUUGUCAUACGCGUGUCGCGAAGAAAACAAAUGCAUCAUCGACAAGCGCCAACGAAAUCGGUGCCAAUACUGCAGGUAUCAAAAAUGUUUGACCAUGGGCAUGAAAAGAGAAGCUGUGCAGGAAGAAAGACAACGUACAAAAGAACGAGAUCAUAAUAACAUCGAAGUUGAACCCACGAGCAGUUCUAAUACUGAUAUGCCAGUGGAACUCAUAUUAAGGGCUGAGAAUAAAGCUGAUGCUAUAAAGACUGAACAACAGUAUAUAGAGCAACGACAUCCUCAACAUACUGUUGGUGCUAUUUGUCAAGCAACUGACAAGCAGUUAAUACAACUUGUUGAAUGGGCCAAGCAUAUACCGCAUUUUAAAAAUUUACCUCUAGGCGAUCAAGUUUUAUUAUUGAGAGCUGGUUGGAAUGAGUUGAUGAUUGCAGCAUUUUCCCAUAGAUCAAUCAGUGUAAAAGAUGGUAUAGUCUUAGCUACUGGACUUACUGUUGACAGAGAUUCAGCUCACCAAGCUGGUGUUGAAGCUAUAUUUGAUCGUGUACUCACUGAACUCGUUGCUAAAAUGAGAGAUAUGGGUAUGGAUAGAACAGAGCUUGGCUGUUUGCGUACUAUUAUUCUUUUUAAUCCAGGUUCAAAAGGUUUGCAGUCUGUGAAUGAAGUAGAAGUACUGCGUGAUAAGGUUUAUGUUGCGUUAGAAGAAUAUUGUCGUACAACACAUCCAGAAGAACCUGGACGAUUUGCUAAACUACUUCUUCGGCUUCCUUCAUUACGUUCAAUUGGAUUAAAAUGUCUGGAACAUUUAUUCUUUUAUAAACUUAUUGGCGAUUCCCCAAUUGAUACAUUUUUAAUGGAAGUUCUCGAAUCAUCUUCACAUGACGUUCAAGUAGCUACAUGAUUUCUAGAUAUUUUACUAGUUCAUAAUACCAUUACUUGAAUCUAAUGGUUAUACAUUUAUAUAAUAUUGAUUAGAUUAAAAAACAUAUACAAAAUUGUUUGUAGGUAUUUUUCUUCAGAUUUAUGAAUUUAUAUUUUACUUGGUUUUAGAUAAAUCACUUAACCAUUUUAGUAAUUUAUAACUCUUUUAAUGUUAUGAAUGAAUGAUUUAAGCUCGUGUUUGGAAAACAAUGAUUUAUUAUAAGAUAGUAAUUAUAUUUUAAACAUUUUAUUAUUGACUCAUUUUUUUUUGAUUAUUGAUUAAUUAUUUUAUUUUAAACAAGUUUAUUUCUAUUUAUUUUUUCUUAAAGUACUGUAAUUUCUUAACCGAUUUUAAACGCCUUAUAAACGGCAUAUUUUGUUAGUAGAUUUAUGUUUUUCCUGUGAUUUGUUAAAAAUUAUAAUGAGUUGUCUGCCACACAAAACAAUUGUUUCUAAAAACGACCACAAAUUAUUUUGUUAUUUACUCUUUGUUUUCAUGAGGCAUUAUAAUGUCAUCAUCACAUAUGAUUUAUUCCAAUUAAACAUGUUAUUAUCUGUAGUAUAUGUACUACCAAUGCAUUAUUCAUCAAAAAUGAAAUAGCGUUAAACAUUUAUUUCUUAUAUCUGGUCAAAAACCUUACAUUUUGUUUUAUUGCGGAACAAUAGACUUUGUUGACUAUCAAUAGUUAUUAAUUUCUGAUAUUAUUAUCUUGAAUAUCUUUAAAAAUAAUUGUCCAGACACGUAGCUUUGUCACAAUCAUGUUAUAUAUUCAUAAAUGUAUUUAUUUUUGUGACACAUUUCUUGAACAACAAUAACAUUUAUUAUUAAUUAUAACUUCAUAUUCAAUUAGGUUUGUAUGAAAACAUAAAAAUGGUUUUUAAAGCUGUAGCGUGUUUUUAACUCAACUUUCAGUAUUAUUUGAGUGUAAUCAGAUUUAACUUUAAAGUACUUAGAAUUUAAACUUCAUUAGUUUGUUGUUUUAUAUGAGAUUGAAGUACGUAGUUUUAUGUUUUGUAUUAAUUUCAGUGCUAUGUGUAUUUUGUUAUUGUAUACGU